AUGGAAAACAGCCACGGCCAGCAAACAAAAAAGCUAGUUCCUGGCCUCAUCGCGGCUCUGGCCGGCUCGGCAGCAGUGUUUACAUGGAUUGAAAACAACCCCGAUUCACUCUCAGAGGCUCCACCGAAACUCAAAAACACCCAACAUGAUACCUUAAAAGCGACUGGCAAAUUUUUCAAGCUCGAAGAGAUCCGCCAACAUGGCCCAGACUCAGAUCGACCCUGGAUCAUGAGGGGAAACAAGGUCUACGACAUUACAGACUGGAUCGAGAGUCACCCCGGAGGCAAAGUGAUUCUACGAGCAGCCGGAUCAGCAGUUGAGCCGUAUUGGGACAUCUUCACAAUCCACAAGAAAACAGACGUGUACCAGAUUCUGGAGCAAUACCUGAUCGGACAUGUGGAUCCUGACGACCUUGUUGAUGGGCAGGUCCCAAAGGGCUCGAUAGAGGAUCCAUUCUCAGGCGAUCCCAUUCGCGACUCUAGUCUCGUUGUCCUAACUGACCGACCUUGCAACGCUGAGUCCCCAAUGUCUGGACUGACGUCCUUCAUAACGAGCACAGCUUUAUUCUACGUCCGACAUCAUUUCUGGGUCCCUCAGAUCGCCAAAGAGUCGUACAAAAUGACGAUUGAUAUUGGCGAUGGAUCCGACGAGAAGACCUAUACACUCCGUGAUCUGCAGACAAAGUUCCCGCAACAUACUAUUACUGCAACCCUGCAAUGCUCUGGAAAUCGACGUGCGCAUAUGAACGAGGGUUCGGGUCGUGAUGCGAGUGGCCUCAAAUGGGGCGCUGGCGCCAUCAGCAAUGCCGAAUGGCGUGGUCCUCUUUUGCGCGAUGUUCUUGCAGACGCUGGAUUCGAUGUUGAUUCACCACCGGGUGACCUGCAACACGUUGAGUUCUACGGCGAAGACACGUACAGCACUUCCGUGCCUAUAGACAAAGUCCUCGAUCCCCGCCAAGACGUGCUCCUUGCCUGCGAGAUGAACGGAGAAACCCUCACAGGCGAUCAUGGAUACCCAGUCCGAGCGCUGGUGCCUGGAAAUACCGCAGCGCGCAGCGUUAAAUGGGUCAACCGCAUUUCCCUCUUAGAAGACGAGAGUCAGUCACAAUGGCAACAGCGCGACUACAAGGGCUUCGGGCCAAAUGAAACGCGAGAUACGAUCGACUGGGACAGUGCACCAUGCAUUCAAGAUACACCCGUGCAGUCAGCGAUCACAACCAUCCGACCGGAUCAGAACAAUGACCGCUCAGACUCGAUGGUGGUGGAAGGUUAUGCCUUUUCUGGAGGUGGACGGAAGAUUGUCCGAGUCGACGUCAGCAUCGACAAUGGGAAGACCUGGACACAAGCGAAGAUCGAACCGCACAAACAUCUAGGGCAUAAGACCUGGAGCUGGUCAUUAUGGACUCAUCGGUGCCGACGCCCACCAGCUGAUAGCUGUGUUAUCGUCAAGGCCGUCGACGAGGCAUACAAUUCUCAGCCGGAUUCAUUUGGGCCAAUUUGGAAUUUCCGAGGAGUUUUGGCGAAUGCGUGGCAUCGGGUUCGGAUUGACAAGCUGUUUCAAAGCGACACAGAUUGA
Messenger RNA from Penicillium argentinense, 1575 nucleotides. RefSeq lists its product as uncharacterized. Gene Ontology annotation, cellular component: mitochondrion. Lineage: Eukaryota; Fungi; Ascomycota; Eurotiomycetes; Eurotiales; Aspergillaceae. Gene Ontology annotation, molecular function: oxidoreductase activity; molybdenum ion binding. The transcript has a single exon. The coding region runs from base 1 to 1575 and encodes 524 amino acids. The record is from RefSeq and is a predicted model, not a curated record.